Daktulosphaira vitifoliae (grape phylloxera) is the source of this 1188-nucleotide messenger RNA. RefSeq names its product zinc finger protein 511. NCBI's taxonomy places the organism in Eukaryota, Metazoa, Arthropoda, Insecta, Hemiptera, Phylloxeridae. The transcript has 4 exons. The coding region runs from base 205 to 771 and encodes 188 amino acids. The record is from RefSeq and is a predicted model, not a curated record.
AAUUGAUGAUUUUGUUUGCGAUAAUCUUAAAUGAACAAUUACAAUUUUCUUGAAUGGAAUUAAAAUUGUAAUAUAGUUAAAUAUUAAUUUGUUUUUUUAGUUUUCUUUAGAAAAAACAACUUUCUUUAUACCCAAAUCACGAAUUAAUUCAUUCCUAUAAUUAAUUAAAAAAAUAUAAUUUUGUUCUAACUUCAAAUUACUCUAAUGUCAAUUACUGAAAAGUUUGAAUUUAUACUAGCAUGUGGCAGUGGACACAAAUUUAUAAGUGAUGAUUUAUUCAAAUGUGUUGAUAAUGUAUUAAAAGUUUAUCGACGUGAAGGAGUUUUUGAGAUAGAGAGUCAAAUAAAUGAAUCAAGGGCAACAGAAUUAUUUAAAUGUAAUGUGAAUGGAUGUGUAGUCAGUUUCACCUCAUUAGAAUUAUAUGAUAGGCAUUAUAAUUCAAGUCAUCGAUAUACAUGUUCUUAUUGCCGCAAGAUGUUACAAUCUUCACAUCUUUUAGAUUUACAUAUUUGUGAAACACACGAUAAUUUUUUCUUUGUGAGCAAAACUAAAAAAGCAAUGUAUAAGUGUUACAAUGAAACAUGUUCUGUGCAAUUUUGGAACAGUGAAGAACGAGACAAACAUUGUAAAGAAAUUCACAAAUUUUCUCAAACUUUCUUACAUCAUACGAAUAAAUUAAAUAAAAAGAAAGAAAAAAAUUGUAAAAAAAAGAAAAUGACAUCAACUUCAGCUCUUGAAAGUAUGGCAGAUCUCAAAAUGGUUUUAGAUUAAUUUUUUAAUUUUAAUUUGUGAAAUUAUAUUACUAUAAUACAAUAUUUAUAUUUAUUUAAAAUUUUAGAAUUUAUGAUUUUUGUACAAAUAAUCAUCAAAAUAUAAUUGUCUUACUUUAAAUAAAUGUUAAAUUUAAACUAAUUGAAUUUAAUAAUUUUUUCUUUCUAAAUUUAUACUAUGAAAAAAUUAAUUAUUAAAAUAUUCAGUUUUAAAAAUUAUUAUAAGUAACAAAUAAAGAUUGUAAUGCAUCACCUUUAAUCAUUUUUGUAUAAUACAAAGUUAAAACAAAAAAGCAAAUUACAAACAUUUAUUUGGCAAAAUAAUAAACUAAGAUAAUAAUGACAGAAUAUAACAUAUGUAAGUAUUAAUUUGGUAAUACAGCCAUACCACCACCUAAAUUACCACUUCCACUGCCAG